AUGCGUUUGAGUACUGUCCCCCUGACAGGAAGCUGCUGGCUUUGGGAGGAGGUGCUGGUCCUUGACUUGGUGGCUCCCACUCCUAAAGGCACUAAAUGGGGUCUAGGUGGUUCCAAUAUUCUCAGGAAGCUCUUGCACCAAGCCUCCCUGCUGGGAAAAGCCAUCCAGGAUGCCCGGAAGUACGGCUGGAAGUUUGAGGAACAGGUGUUCCAUGGCUGGGGUGAGAUGGUGGAGGCAGUACAACAACAUGUGAAGUCUGUGAGCUUUGAGCUGAGGAGGGAGCUGAGGGACAGUGACGUACUGCUGGCUGUAGGAAGAGAUGCCUGUGCCGGUAACAUUGGUCUUGACCACGUUGGGGUGAAAUACAAUCAGGAGACUGGCAUGAUCUCUGUGAAUGAGAAGGAGCAGAGCAGUGUGGGAUAUGUGUAUACUAUGGGGACGGUACAGGAGGGUCGUCCAUUGACCACAGCCCUCUCCAUGCAGGCUGGACGACUCCUGGCCCGCAGGCUCUAUGGAGGACACAGGACAACGUGUGACUACAGUAACGUCCCCACGGUGCUGUUCGCUCCCAUGGAGUACGCUACCUGUGGGCUGUCUGAGGAGAACGCUAUUCUCAAGUUUGAAGAGGACAAUGUGGAGGUGUACCAUCGCUACUACUGGCCAUUGGAGUGGACGGUACCUAGAAGGGACAAGAACUCCUGCUAUGCUAAAGUCAUCUGCCACAUACCUGACCAGGAGCGUGUGGUAGGUCUCCAUGUGAUGGGGUCCAGUGCAGGGGAGGUGAUCCAGGGCUUUGCUGUGGCUCUGAGGUGUGGUCUGAUCAAACAGCAGCUGGACACCACCGUGGGACUCCACCCUGUUUGUGCCCAGGUGUUAACCAACCUGACAGUAACCCAGCGUGCCACUGAAGCCAUGAUGGUGAGAGGGAACUGCUGA
Coregonus clupeaformis (lake whitefish) is the source of this 936-nucleotide messenger RNA. Its product is annotated as thioredoxin reductase 1, cytoplasmic-like. Lineage: Eukaryota; Metazoa; Chordata; Actinopteri; Salmoniformes; Salmonidae. Gene Ontology annotation, cellular component: cytosol; mitochondrion. The transcript has 10 exons. Bases 1 to 936 code for a protein of 311 amino acids. The record is from RefSeq and is a predicted model, not a curated record. Gene Ontology annotation, biological process: cellular response to oxidative stress; glutathione metabolic process; cell redox homeostasis. Gene Ontology annotation, molecular function: glutathione-disulfide reductase (NADPH) activity; flavin adenine dinucleotide binding.